AUUAUCACCAAACAUAUUCCUAGAGUUUAAUGGAAAGAAUAACAAUAAACACAAUGUAGUCUAGUUGGUUAUAAUGUUCUUUCUUCAUUGAAGUGACCAGAUUUCAAACUCCAAUGAUAACAUUUUUAAUAUAUAAGGAUGAAGUGAGAGUAAUGACAAAAAUGACCUUCCUAAAAUCACUCUAGGGGUCGUUUGGAUGAAGGUUUUCUAAAGCCUGGGAUUUUACCCACAAUCCCUUAGUUUAAAACCCAGGUUUAUAAUAUGAGAGUUUUUAAUAAAUCACUUGUUUGUUUACAAACCUAGGUUUUUAACGAAAAUUAUAAAAAUACAAUUUUGCCCUCCUUCAUCUUCCUUUCUUCCUAAUCGACGUCGACAUCACCCAAAAAUGACCUCGACAUACCCACGAUGACGGAAGAAGCACCCAAAUCCAGAACUCGGGUUUCGACGAUGGAGGUUGAGGCAUAACCCCAACAGCUAGCACGAACCAGAACCCCAAUAGCCAAAAAUUGAAACUCUCAAACAUAGAAAUUGAAUCCUAUAAACCCAGAUCGAGAUGGGUUAGUCGAUUUGCUUGAACCCAAACCCUCUCUUGUUGUUGCAGUGGGACAUAUUCGGCGUCGGAAAACGAGGAUGAGACCACCGCUGGAAGAUGAAGUCGUCGCUGGGUCUUUCUGGGCUUUGAUGCUGGGUUUGCCGACGCAGGGGACAGAUUCAAAUCGAACAACAAAUCAAUUGACCUUCCUAAAAUCACUCUCAUACCACGAAAUUUGAAAUGAGACAAUUCCAAACUAUGUUUUGUCUUUAUAUGUCUAGUAGAUUUGGAUAAAAGAAUGGGAAAUUGGGUGGGCCAGGGAAUAUGGGCUAAUAUACUUAACCAGGCAACGACGGGCCUAAUGAAAUUUCAUUGACCAAAAUCUAAAGAAUUGCAACAAAGAAAAACAAAAUUAAAUAUUCUCCUCCUCUUCUCCUUCUUCCCUCUUCCUCUCCCUUUUUCCUUCAGCAACCGGCAAAAGGCAGGAAGAAGAGAAGAAGACGAAUCACGCCGUACUCCUGACUUGGUUCGUCUUUUCUCAGGAAGCUCUCUGCUGUUUUGCUCCUUCAUUUUGCUUGUGCUAUUCCGGCUCACGAGCGACCAGUGAAAACCCACUAGAGCUUUCUAUUCCUCGUAGUCGCAGAAAAUGGCGAUGACGGUUGAAGGUACGACUUAUUCUUCGUUCUUCCUUGCAAUUUCAUCAAUUCUAUUUAAUUCGUUAACAGAUUCGAAAUUCCCACCUACCUCUUGCAGUUUGCAUCGAUUAAUUUAUAGCCUUCUAGCUAGGUUCCCGCUUCGUUGAGCUCCACUGAACUCAGUUUUGAUAGGGCUUCUUACUAGUCGGAUUUUCUUCCGUAGGCAAAGAAGAGGGCUGCUCUGGUUGGAGGGAUAUACAUCUGUUUGGUUUCCUUGAAAAUAAUUCAGAAUUUAGACACGAAAGUAGUGAAUUUGUGCAGAAAGUUUUUCACUUGCCAUUGUUGAUUCGAUUUGAUCAGAGUGACCUAACCUAUUGAUGGUGCUUGGAGCUUUGAGGCGUAGACUUUAGUUUGUCUGGGUUGUGAGCUUGAGUUCGUCUUCUUGUUGUGGGGGUAUCCUGUCUACUUAAUUAGCUGUGAAGUUUAUUGCUCUCGGAUAGUCAGAUGUCUUCAUCCAUAGUAGGAAUACAUAUGCACUUGCUUUCAAGUAUGUAUCUUUCAAUUGCUAAUCGCUUUCUGUUUUGAUGCGCUGGUGCUGCGGUGUCGCAAAAUGAUUAAUGCCGUCCUCUACAGUGCUUGCCGGUCUUGCUUUUAUGUUCUCAGCUAGUAUUCUGCUACAAAUACUGGCCUGUGCAAUAUACAACAAUUGGUGGCCCAUGUUAUCAGCUCUUAUGUAUGUGCUAGUGCCUAUGCCUUGUUUAUUCUUUGGAGGUGGAUCAACUCAGUUUCUUAUAAGCCGGGAUGGUGGCGGUUGGAUAGAUGCUGCAAAGUUCCUCACUGGAGCAUCAGCCGUUGGGAGCUUAGCGAUUCCUAUCAUCCUUAGACAUGCCAAUAUGAUUGAAACAGGGGCAAUGUUCAUCGAGUUCACGUCGUUCUUCAUCUUUGUAUGCACAGUCAUGUGUUUUCAUCGAGCUAGCUUGGAGGACGACUGGUGAUGCGCAUUCGUUCUGUCCAGUUGGUAACUAAAUUCCUGAUGUAACUCUUGUUUUUUUUCCCGGACAUAAACUUGAUCGAAAGAUGAUAGAGCAUCGUUACCGGCCUUACCGCACUCUUGCCCUGUAUAUCCACUUCAUUUCAUGUAUAUCAAUUACACAUUACAAGUUGCAACAACGAAGUUGUGGCUCUCCGAACUCGAUCAGACAUCAUCGUCGGGCUCUGCGAUGUAAGAGACGCUUCACAUCGAACUGGCUGCAUGUAAUCAUCUUUCUUGCCCCGUGAUAUGAUCUGUGAUCCGCACCUUCCCUUAUCUACAAUUUGAUCUAAAAUAACAUUCCCCAAAUCAG
Molecule: messenger RNA, 2510 nt
Organism: Linum trigynum
Lineage: Eukaryota; Viridiplantae; Streptophyta; Magnoliopsida; Malpighiales; Linaceae
Source: the annotation of a GenBank genome assembly